This is a messenger RNA of Bacillus rossius redtenbacheri, 1454 nucleotides long. Its product is annotated as chromobox protein homolog 1-like. The record is from RefSeq and is a predicted model, not a curated record. Bases 253 to 792 code for a protein of 179 amino acids. Gene Ontology annotation, cellular component: nucleus; pericentric heterochromatin. Gene Ontology annotation, molecular function: chromatin binding. NCBI's taxonomy places the organism in Eukaryota, Metazoa, Arthropoda, Insecta, Phasmatodea, Bacillidae. The transcript has 3 exons. Gene Ontology annotation, biological process: chromatin organization; negative regulation of transcription by RNA polymerase II.
GGACUUCUAGUAGGGCAAACAUUUUGACCGCCAUUAAUUGUGUUAGAAGCAGUUGAAUUGUCAGGAUCUUAUGAUGUAGGCCUACUUAACUAAUACAACAAGCAUCAUGUACCACAGGAUCAAGCAACAGGAUCAUGCCAUCAGGAUCCUUUGACAUACUGAAAUAAAACAGCAAGCAACAUGUACCACAGGAUCAAGCCAAUAGAUCAUGUCAUCAGUAUAAAGCCUUCAGGAACAAGUUAAAUAUCAACAAUGAGCAAAAAAACAGAGAAAGAAAACGCAGCUGGCUCCGGUUCCGAGGAAGAGGAGUUCUCUGUGGAAGAAAUCCUGGACAGGCGCUUCAAGAACGGGAAAGUGGAGUACUACUUGAAAUGGAAAGGGUACUCUCACGACGACAACACGUGGGAGCCGGAGGAAAACCUGGACUGUCCGGAGCUGAUAGCUGCGUUUGAGGAGAAGCGCAAGAAGAAGGAAGAAGGGGGCAAGAAGGAGGAGACUUCGGAGAAAAAGAAGGAAGACACGACGAAGAAGCGGAAAGCGACGUCAUCCUCGGACGAGAAGAAGUCCACUAAGACGACUAAGAAGGAGCCGCAGGGGUUCGCCAGAGGACUGAAGCCCGAGAGGAUCAUUGGCGCGACAGACUCGAGCGGGGAGCUGAUGUUCCUGAUGAAGUGGCAGGGCACGGACGACUGCGACCUUGUCCAGGCCAAGGUGGCCAACGAGAAGUGCCCACAGAUUGUCAUCAAGUUCUACGAGGAACGCCUCACCUGGCAUGACCCCUCAGACGAUUGAGCGUCUCAUCUCACUGUCACAGGGACCUUUUUUUUUGUAACCAAACUUGCAGUGCGUGAGUUGAAUGAUUACAGACGGUGUGGCUAGUAGCUGCUCGUGGUCAAAUUUAUUAUAGCUCUCUUUUAUCCGUAUGAUUCUUUAGUCUUUAUUUUUGGAUAAGUUAUCAAUUGGUUCUUUUAAAAAAAUUACUGAAUUUUGUAAAUUUCAUACUGCUGAAUCACUUUUUUUAAUCUCAUUUAUUUCUUGUAUUCAUUUAGAUGAAGGUACUGAUGUUUGUAGUGCUUAGUGAGAAUGAUUUCUUUUGAGCUCGAGCAAAAAUGAAAUUUUUUACUGUGGUACAUGUUGUAUUAUGCAAGUCUCCCAUAUUGUUUUCUUAGAUUUUUCAGUUUACCAUUUAUAGAUUGUGCUGAGUUUUUCAUACAAUAACAUUGAAGUGCUAUAGAUAGUUACUGUUUUUGAAAACAUACAUCAUAUGAGUCUGAGAAACUAGGAUAUGUUUAGAUAUUUGUGGCUCAUUGUGUUUUAUGAAACAGUAUUAGUUAUUUCACUGAAAGGUAAAAAAAUUAGUAUUAUGGCAAAAAAAAAAAAUAUUGUUAGUUUGUGAAUAUGCUGUAUACUCUGAAAAUAAAUCACAUGUGUAAUCACAUGUGAAAAAAUGGGUA